Messenger RNA from Hypoxylon fragiforme, 3112 nucleotides. RefSeq names its product YL1-domain-containing protein. Gene Ontology annotation, molecular function: ATP-dependent H2AZ histone chaperone activity. The coding region runs from base 273 to 3092 and encodes 939 amino acids. NCBI's taxonomy places the organism in Eukaryota, Fungi, Ascomycota, Sordariomycetes, Xylariales, Hypoxylaceae. Gene Ontology annotation, cellular component: nucleus. Gene Ontology annotation, biological process: chromatin remodeling; regulation of DNA-templated transcription. The transcript has 2 exons. The record is from RefSeq and is a predicted model, not a curated record.
ACUUAACUAACUACCUAAACGAAAAAAAAAAAAGACAUGACGCGAGAGCAACUUGACUGUGCAGCGUACAGUCUGUACUAACUACGUACCUAGGGACUAGGGUACUAGGUAAUGAUACUUUACAAUUAUUUCAACUUUUUAUCCUUGCCAUUGUCACAUACCGCGACAAUAAAGAUUCAAAGUACAGCGACCCACGAGAUGUGCAAUGGUCAUCUUUCACUAUAUGGGAACAAGGCUAGACUCAAUACUAUUGACAGACGGGCCUAUUCAAGAUGGCAAACGUAGACGACGAACAGCACGUACAAACGAGCGAAAACGACCUGGACAUGGACAAUACAGAUUCGAGUACUGAUGACGGCAGCUCCGCAGACGAAGAUGAAUCCAAAGAUGAAUCUACACCAACGGAAUGGCUAGCAACUGGCCGAGAAAAAAGAUCCACCGCUGGUAAUCGCAUGAAAUCUAUGCUCGCCGCUGAAGAACCUGACGACGACCUCGAGCUACUCUUUGCCGAAGAUGAAGAUGACGCAGGCUUUACCGAUGUGGCCGAUGAUGGAUCUGACGUACACAUGGACUCAUCAUCCGACGACGAGGAUGCGCAAGAAAAUGCCGAUGAUUUGGAGGGCGAGAAGGAGCUGGAGAAGCAGGCGCGCGAGAGGAGACAAGCGACUCGAAAGCGAAAAGCCCAAGAGGCGAUCCCUGUCAAGUUUCGCAAGAAGGUCAAGAUUGCACCCACAGCCUCAGGAAGUUCAGCGCCGCCCGAACCCAAGUCACGGCCUAAGAAGAAGUCCGAAAGAAUAAGCUGGCUGCCGUCACCAGCCGAUAUGCCCACACGCGCUUCCAAACGAGAGACUACGAUGCUUAGCAAGGAGCAGCUACAUCAACAGAUGAUUGAACGCGAAGUGAAACGUCUUAAACAAGUCGAAGCGAUGGAGAAGAAGGCCAAGAGGAUGGAAGCUCUAAAGAAGCCACCAAUGACGCAAGCUGAAAGGCUCGCCGAAGCUGCUAUCGUGGAGAAGAAGAAUGCGAAAAGCUUAAAUCGUUGGGAGGAGGCCGAGAAACAGCGGGAAGAGGAACGAAGAGCGAAGCUGGCCGCUUUGAAUAAUCGAACACUUGACGGACCAGUGGUAACAUUCUGGAGUGGCGUCGGUGAAUGGAUAGAUGGCAAGUUGAAGCACGUUGGCAAGAUCGUUACCAUCGAAGAGAAACCAGUGAAGAAAAAAAGAACUUCAGCGUCUGGACAAGAAUUAGUACCGGAAUCUCCAAACAAGGAGAAUUCUGGAUUAGAAGGACCAUCGCAGCCUACGGCGAACAAGGUUGAAAAUGCACAGUCGACGACUGCUCCAUCUAAAUCGCAAGAACCCAAGAAACCUGAAUCUAAAGAUCUAAUUAUGUCGACUUCCACAGAUCUCAAAGAUUCCAUAGAAGAGCAUAAAUUGCCCGCCGCGACGGAAAACAUCGAGAAAUCAACUGGCCCAACUGAAGCUGCAAUUACUGGAGCACCGGCAUCAAAUCCACAGGAUACUGUUUCUCUACCUCCACCUCCACCUCCACCUCCGGCCCCGACCCCGACCCCGGCUUCGAUUUCAAGUCAACCACCAGCUCAACUUGAAGAACCAAAGCCGCUGGAAAUCAAACCUCCAGAGACAAAACCCGCAAAUAUGCGACCCCCGAUAUCAGGGAUGUAUACUACUAGCAUGUUUGCUCCACCACAACCAUCACAACUUAUGAAACCGCCAGAGAUGAAACCACCCUCGAAUAGUUUCUUAGCCCCUCCAGCGGGACUUCCUCAAAGCGGGCUUUCUAUGCCUAUGAUUGGAUAUCACUCUAUGUCUAAUACUGGCAAUUCUUCAACCUUCCUUGCUCCCCCAAACACAGCGCAAAGACAGUCACCUCUCUCCAUGCCUCAGACGGGAGCCUGUCCUCCCCCUGUGUCGGCACAAACGUAUGUCAGCCAGCCAUUAACACAGCCUAUACAUACACCGGCACCAGCACCUGCACCUGCACCUAAUCCUACCCCUAUACCUACUUCUGCCUCUGCCUCUGCCCCUACGCCUGCACCAGCACCACCACCUGCGUCUGCGCCUGCGCCUGCGCCUGUAUCUAAACCUGCACCACCAUCCACUCCUACUCAUAAGGCGCCAUCGACGUCCACUCCAACAUCUCGUAGAGGGAAGAAUCCCCUUAGCACCAUGAAAGCCUCUCGAGCCAACUCACAGAAACAUCAGCCCAAGGAGAUCACGCCAUCGCCGCCGCCAUCGCCGCCGGCGAAUGGUAAAGCUACGCGGAAUUGCAUCAUCCUGCAGAACUUUGACGAGAAUGCCGUGAAGGAGAAGCCUGUGCAAAAUCGUAUCCUGUUUGCCAAAGACAUGGCCAAGCUCAGUAAACCAGCACCGAUACCACGGUGCGUUAUCACCAAUCAACCAGCACGCUAUAGAGAUCCUAAGACGGGAUUACCAUAUUAUAAUACUCACGCUUUCCGGGAGAUCCAAAAGCUUUGGCGCGGCGAGUACAGGUGGAGCCGUCUGGUAGGAGCGUGGAUCGGUAGUGGAUCUUAUGCCGCGACGGGCGUGCCGGCUCGAUUUCUGAACCCGGAUGCACCAGGCCCGCCGAAGAAGAUAGAUGUCCCGGAAAGUACUAGCAAGGAGGACAUUCCGGAGUCGAAUAAGGAGGUUGCGUCUGUCACACCGUCUGCGUCUGGUGAGCAAAAAGAACAGGCUGUUGCUAUUGAUACGACUGCUCCUACAACGAGUACUGCUGCUACAUUGGUUCUACCUACAGCCCCAGCUUCAGCCUCAACCUCUACCCCGGUUUCGGUCUCAACUCCGAUUCCAGCUGCAGUGUCAACGGCGCCCUCGAGCACGACUCCACCCACUACUUCACAUACCGCUCCAGCUCCAUCACCAGCUCUAGCUCCAGCUACGAUUCCAGUUUCAGUUUCAACUCCAAUUCCAAAUCCAGCCAGUGCCGCGAAAGCGACAUCCCCGGUUGUAAAUUCGGUUGCGGAUAUGACUGCAAGUCCUGUAGUUGAAAAUGCGGCCACGACAAGUACAGCGCCAGUAAUAGUAGGAGAUCAAGGUAGUACCGGGACGUGACAUCUCCCUGAAGGGUAUCA